Messenger RNA from Nannospalax galili (Upper Galilee mountains blind mole rat), 6754 nucleotides. RefSeq names its product plexin D1 (gene Plxnd1). The coding region runs from base 57 to 5834 and encodes 1925 amino acids. The record is from RefSeq and is a predicted model, not a curated record. Gene Ontology annotation, biological process: regulation of cell migration; semaphorin-plexin signaling pathway involved in axon guidance; endothelial cell migration. Gene Ontology annotation, cellular component: semaphorin receptor complex. The transcript is spliced from 36 exons. Gene Ontology annotation, molecular function: semaphorin receptor activity; protein binding. Lineage: Eukaryota; Metazoa; Chordata; Mammalia; Rodentia; Spalacidae.
CCCGGCCGCGCCGCGCCCCAUGCACUCGCAGCGCCGCGCAGCCCGCGCUUGCCCGGAUGGCUCGUAGCGCCCGGGCCACCGCGGCCAUCCCCCUGCAGCCGCGCUCGUGCUCGCGGGGCCCCGGGCUGUCGUUGCCGCCGCCGCCGCCGCCUCUACUACUGCUGCUUCUGCUGCUCGGGCCGGCGCGGGCCGGCGCCCUGGAGAUCCAGCGCCGCUUCCCGUCACCCACGCCCACCAACAACUUUGCCCUGGACGGCGCGGCGGGCACCGUGUACCUGGCGGCUGUGAACCGCCUAUAUCAGCUGUCGGGCGCCAACCUGAGCCUGGAGGCCGAGGCGGCCGUGGGCCCGGUGCCCGACAGCCCGCUGUGCCACGCCCCGCAACUCCCGCAGGCCUCGUGCGAGCACCCGCGGCGCCUCACCGACAACUACAACAAGAUCCUGCAGCUGGACCCCGGCCAGGGCCUGGUGGUCGUGUGCGGCUCCAUCUACCAGGGCUUCUGCCAGCUGCGGCGCCGGGGCAACAUCUCGGCUGUGGCAGUGCGCUUCCCGCCAGCCGCGCCGCCUGCAGAGCCAGUCACUGUGUUCCCCAGCAUGCUGAAUGUGGCCGCCAACCACCCCAACGCGUCCACCGUGGGGUUGGUGCUGCCGCCCGCCGCCGGCGCGCGGGGUAGCCGCCUGCUCGUGGGCGCCACGUACACUGGCUACGGCAGCGCCUUCUUCCCGCGCAACCGCAGCCUGGAGGACCACCGCUUCGAGAACACGCCUGAGAUCGCCAUCCGCUCUCUGGACGCGCGCGGAGACCUAGCCAAACUUUUCACCUUCGACCUCAAUCCCUCGGACGACAACAUCCUCAAGAUCAAGCAGGGCGCCAAGGAGCAGCACAAGCUGGGCUUCGUGCGCGCCUUCUUGCACCCCGAACCCCCGCGCGGCGCGCAGCCCUACGCGUACCUGGCGCUCAACAGCGAGGCGCGCGCGGGCGACAAGGACAGCCAGGCUCGCAGCCUGCUGGCGCGCAUCUGCCUGCCCCGCGGCGCGGGCGGCGACGCCAAGAAGCUCACCGAGUCCUACAUCCAGCUGGGCUUGCAAUGCGCGGGCGGCGCGGGCCGCGGCGACCUCUACAGUCGCCUGGUGUCCGUGUUCCCCACGCGUGACUUGCUCUUCGCCGUCUUUGAACGGCCCCAGGGCUCCCCAGCCGCCCGAGCUGCCCCGGCCGCGCUCUGCGCCUUCCGCUUCGCCGACGUGCAAGGAGCCAUCCGCGCGGCUCGCACCGCCUGCUUCGUGGAGCCAGCGCCCGAUGUGGUGGCGGUGCUAGACAGCGUGGUUCAGGGCACCGGGCCGGCCUGCGAGAGCAAACGCAACAUCCAGCUGCAGAUGGAGCAGCUGGAUUGUGGCGCAGCUCACCUGCAGCACCCACUGUCCAUCCUGCAGCCACUGAGGGCCUCACCCGUGUUCCGUGCCCCAGGGCUCACAGCUGUGGCCGUGGCCAAUGCCAACAACUACACUGCCGUCUUCCUGGGCACCUCGACGGGAAGACUCCUCAAGAUCAGCCUGAAUGAAAGCAUGCAGGUGGUAAGCAGGAGAGUACUGACAGUGGCCUAUGGGGAGCCUGUGCACCAUGUGAUGGAGUUUGACCCCACAGACCCUGGUUACCUGUAUCUGAUGACAUCCUACCAGAUGGCCCGUGUAAAGGUUGCGGCUUGUGAGGUACACCCCACCUGUGGGGACUGUGUAGGUGCAGCCGAUGCCUACUGUGGCUGGUGUGCUCUGGAGACACGGUGCACACUUCAGCAGGACUGUGCCAACUCUAGCCAGCCGCAUUUCUGGACAAGUGCCAGUGAGGGCCCUGGCCGCUGCCCUGCCAUGGCUGUGCUACCAGCUGAGAUUGACGUACAUCAGGACUACCCGGGCAUGAUCCUGCAGAUCUCAGGCAGCCUGCCCAGCCUCAGUGGCAUGGAGAUGACUUGUGACUAUGGGAAUGAUGUCCGUACAGUGGCCCGGGUGCCUGGCCCUGCCUAUGAUCACCAGAUCACCUACUGCAACCUCCUGCCCAGGGACCAGUUUCCACCCUUCCCUGUUGACCAGGACCAUGUGACGGUUGAGAUGUCUGUGAGGGUCAAAGGACACAACAUUGUCUCAGCCAAUUUCACCAUCUACAACUGUAGCCGCAUAGGACAAGUGUACCCACACACAGCCUGCACCAGCUGCCUGUCAGCACAGUGGCCCUGUUUCUGGUGUACACAGCAGCACGCCUGCAUCUCCAACCAGUCUCGGUGCGAGGCCUCACCGAACCCCAUGAAGCCUCAGGACUGCCCCCAGAUCCUGCCCUCGCCCCUGGCACCUGUGCCCACAGGAGGUUCGCAGGACAUCCUGGUGCCCCUAACCAGUGCCACUUUAUUCCAUGGUACCUCCCUUGAGUGCAGCUUUGGGCUGGAGGAGAGCUUCGAGGCUGUAUGGGUGAAUGAGUCCCUUGUACGCUGCAACCAAGUGGUGCUUCACACAGCUCAGAAGAGCCAGGUAUUUCAACUCAGCCUGCAGUUGAAGGGGCAGCGAGACCGAUUCCUGGACAGCCCUGACCCCAUGACAGUGGUGGUUUACAACUGUGCCAUGGGCAGUCCUGACUGUUCCCAAUGCCUCGGCCGUGAGGACCUGGGUCAUCUCUGUGCAUGGAUCGAUGGCUGCCGCCUUCGAGGGCCCCUGCAGCCACCACCUGGCACUUGCCCAGCCCCCGAGAUCCGUGCAAUUGAACCUCUGAGUGGCCCCUUGGAUGGCGGUACCCUGUUGACCAUUCGAGGCAGGAACCUGGGCCGCCGGCUGAGUGAUGUGGCUCAAGGCGUGUGGAUUGGCAGUGUGGCCUGUGAACCAUUGGCCAACAGAUACACAGUUUCAGAGGAGAUCGUGUGUGCCACGGGGCCAGCCCCAGGGGCCUUCUCAGAUGUGGUGACUGUGAAUGCCUCCAAGGAGGGCAAGUCACGGGAUCGCUUCUCCUAUGUGAUGCCUGUGGUCCAUUCCCUGGAGCCUCCCAUGGGACCCAAGGCAGGGGGCACCAGGAUCACCAUCCACGGCAGUGACCUCCAUGUGGGCUCCGAGCUCCAGGUCCUGGUGAAUGACACAGACCCCUGCACGGAACUUGUGCGCACAGCCAUGAGCAUCACCUGCACUGUGCCCGGGGGCACCUCGCCCUCCCUGGUGCCUGUGUGUGUGCGCUUUGAGCGCCAAAACUGUGUGCAUGGGAACCUCACCUUCCAGUACAUGCAGAAUCCGGUCAUCACAGCCAUCAGCCCUGGCCGGAGCCCCGUCAGUGGCGGCAGGACCAUCACAGUGGCCGGUGAGCGUUUCCACAUGGUGCAGAACGUGUCAAUGGCUGUGCACCACAUUGGCCGGGAGCCCACGCUCUGUAAGGUUCUCAACUCCACCCUCAUCACAUGCCCGUCACCCGGAGCCCUGAGCAAUGCCUCAGCACCUGUAGACUUCUUCAUCAACGGCAGGGCCUAUGCUGAUGAGGCAGUGGUGGCUGAGGAACUGCUGGACCCCUUGGAGGCUCAGCGGGGCAGCCGGUUCCGCCUGGACUACCUCCCCAACCCACAGUUCUCCACAGCCAAAAGGGAGAAGUGGAUCAAGCACCACCCAGGGGAGCCACUCACCCUGGUCAUCCAUAAGGAGCAGGACAGCCUGGGACUCGAGAGCCAUGAGUACCACAUCAAAAUUGGUCAGGUGGCUUGUGAUAUCCAGAUUGUCUCGGAUAGAGUCAUCCAUUGCUCCGUCAACGAAUCGCUGGGCAGGGCCGAGGGGCAGUUGCCCAUCACGAUCCAGGUGGGGAACUUCAACCAGACCAUUGCCACGCUGCAGCUGGGGGGCAGCGAGCCAGCCAUUGUGGUAUCUAUUGUCAUCUGCAGCGUCCUCUUGCUGCUCUCUGUGGUCGCCCUGUUCGUCUUCUGUACUAAGAGCCGCCGUGCUGAGCGCUACUGGCAGAAGACACUGCUGCAGAUGGAGGAGAUGGAGUCCCAGAUCCGAGAAGAGAUCCGCAAAGGUUUUGCAGAGCUGCAGACAGACAUGACGGAUCUCACCAAGGAGCUGAACCGCAGUCAAGGCAUUCCCUUCCUGGAGUAUAAACACUUUGUGACCCGCACCUUCUUCCCCAAGUGCUCGUCCCUCUAUGAAGAGCGGUAUGUGCUGCCCUCUCAAACCCUCAACUCCCAGGGUGGCUCCCCACCACAGGAGACCCACCCGUUGCUUGGAGAGUGGAAUAUCCCUGAGCACUGCCGGCCCAACAUGGAGGAGGGGAUCAGCCUGUUCUCAUCUCUGCUCAACAAUAAACACUUCCUCAUUGUCUUCGUCCAUGCACUGGAACAGCAGAAGGACUUUGCAGUGCGUGACAGGUGCAGCCUGGCAUCACUAUUGACCAUCGCGCUACACGGCAAGCUGGAAUACUACACAAGCAUCAUGAAGGAGCUGCUGGUGGACCUCAUCGAUGCCUCAGCUGCCAAGAACCCCAAGCUCAUGCUGCGGCGCACUGAGUCUGUGGUGGAAAAGAUGCUCACCAACUGGAUGUCCAUCUGCAUGUACGGCUGCCUGAGGGAGACAGUGGGUGAGCCCUUCUUCCUGUUGCUGUGUGCCAUCAAGCAGCAGAUCAACAAGGGCUCCAUUGACGCCAUCACGGGCAAGGCCCGCUACACACUCAAUGAGGAGUGGCUGCUGAGGGAGAACAUCGAGGCCAAGCCCCGGAACCUGAAUGUGAGCUUCCAGGGCUGUGGUAUGGAUUCACUGAGUGUAAGAGCCAUGGACACUGAUACGCUGACGCAGGUGAAGGAGAAGAUCCUGGAAGCUUUCUGCAAGAAUGUACCCUACUCGCAGUGGCCACGGGCAGAGGACGUGGACCUUGAGUGGUUUGCCUCAAGCACACAGAGCUUCGUCUUGCGGGACCUGGAUGACACCUCAGUGGUGGAGGAUGGUCGUAAGAAGCUCAACACAUUGGCUCACUACAAGAUUCCCGAGGGUGCCUCCCUGGCCAUGAGCCUCUCAGACAAGAAGGACAACACACUGGGCAGAGUGAAAGACUUGGACACUGAGAAGUAUUUCCAUUUGGUACUGCCUACUGAUGAGCUGGCGGAACCCAAGAAGUCCCACCGGCAGAGCCACCGCAAGAAGGUGUUACCAGAGAUCUACCUGACUCGCCUGCUGUCAACCAAGGGCACACUGCAGAAGUUUCUAGAUGACCUGUUUAAGGCCAUCCUGAGCAUCCGUGAGGAUAAGCCCCCACUGGCUGUCAAGUACUUCUUCGACUUCCUAGAGGAGCAGGCAGAAAAGAGAGGCAUCUCGGACUCCGACACCCUACACAUCUGGAAGACCAACAGUCUUCCCCUCCGCUUCUGGGUGAACAUAUUGAAAAACCCCCAGUUUGUCUUCGACAUCGAAAAGACAGACCACAUUGAUGCCUGCCUGUCAGUCAUCGCUCAGGCCUUCAUUGACGCCUGCUCCAUCUCAGACCUGCAGUUGGGCAAGGAUUCACCCACCAACAAGCUCCUGUAUGCAAAGGAGAUCCCCGAAUACCGGAAGAUAGUGCAGCGCUACUAUAAGCAGAUCCAGGACAUGACGCCACUCAGCGAGCAGGAGAUGAACGCACAUCUGGCUGAGGAGUCUCGGAAAUACCAGAAUGAGUUCAACACCAAUGUGGCCAUGACUGAGAUCUAUAAAUACGCCAAGAGGUAUCGCCCACAGAUCAUGGCUGCCCUAGAGGCCAACCCCACAGCCCGUAGGACUCAACUGCAGCACAAAUUUGAGCAGGUGGUGGCUCUGAUGGAGAACAAUAUUUACGAGUGCUACAGUGAGGCCUGAGGCACAGGAAGAGCAACAAGAGCUGCUGCUGUGGAGCCAACACAACACACAAGUCACCUGGGCCUCCACCCUGUUCUCUUCCAUGUGCCUCUUACUUGGGCUGGGAACUGACAGAACCCAGAUGGCUGGGUGGGCGGGAAGAUGCUGGUUUCUUAGAGCCAGGCUGUGGAGCCCUCAGCCUCAUCCCCCAGUCAGUCCCUGGUAAGGCUGCCCCUGCCAACUAGCACAGCCUGGACUGUGCUCACCUGCUCGGCCCUGCAUCAGGCCCCCCAGCAUACAUCAGGAGAAGAGGCCGCAGCACAGAAACACUACCUCAUCCACCUGGCGGAGGGGAGCCAGUGAUUGGUUUCUGCUUCAACCACCAAGCAGUUGUCCAUGUCCCUCACUUGGAGGGAGCCCUGGCCACCAACAGUUCCAAGCAGGGUCAGAUUUUUUUUUGCUCCAUCAGCCAUCGGCAGCAUGGGCAGUGCCCACUGCCCACAGGGAAGGGUGAAGGGAAGGGGACGGGUUGGGGGGUUCCUGGUCCCCUGGGAAGGGAGAGGCUGUAGCUGGGCUACUCAAUCUUUCUGGAAGUCUUUCUAAAGAUAGCACCAUUUUGUUUUUUUAAGAAAAGCUUUUAUAUAUUAAAAAAAAAAUUAUCACGCGCCAACUGUGAAUAGCUGCCGCUUGUGCAGAGGACCCAGGAAGGUCCCCAGGGGCUCCCGGUACAACACUGGAAAUGACUGUUCUAGGGAACGGGAGAAAACACCCGUCUGUCACCAUCAUAGGCUGCCCUCAGUGACUGAUGGACCUGGCAGCCCCUUACACCAUAGGGCCUCGCAGUGCUGGGACUGGCUUCGAGCCUGAGGGGGCUGGGCUGGAGGGGAAAGCUGGACUCUCUGGAACAUUCUUUAUAAUAAAAGCCUGCCGGGAAAACCUUC